UUCAAAUUUUGUAGACUCACUCAGGCUUUUCGAACUUUCACUUCCUGAUGAAAUUUAGUCUUAGAGAAUGGAGAUGAUUGUUGCUUAUAUCGCAAUCAUUUUAAUGUUUGUGUCUGUUCCGUGUAUUUGUUUUAAGCUCAUAGGUUACUGCUUUUAUUCGGGUGGCGAUAAUAAGACUAAGUUCGAAUUGGAUCUUGUUGAUUUUGAGUCUGACUCAGACACUGACACAUCAGGAGUUGUAGAAAUAGAUUUAAAAAUACCGAUGAACGACAGCAACAAUAAUAUUAAUGGCAACAACAACACACAGCUUGAUAAGAAUGCAAUAAUAGUCACAGAAGCUGGGGAUAUCUUCAAUAAUGAUUUAGACAGAUGAAUUAUUUUUAAUU
This is a messenger RNA of Chironomus riparius, 386 nucleotides long. Lineage: Eukaryota; Metazoa; Arthropoda; Insecta; Diptera; Chironomidae. The record is from the annotation of a GenBank genome assembly.